UAUGAAUAAAGAACAGCAAGAAGCUUUUAAUCAGUUUUCAGCUGCUGAAAUAGCCAAAUAUCAGGAGGCUUUUAAUCUUUUCGAUAGAGAUGGAAAUGGAAAGAUCACUCAAAGAGAGCUAGGGCAGUUUAUGCGUAAAAUGGGAAUGGUCGUUGCAGAACAAGAACUUGACGAUAUGAUAAAUGAAGUGGACGCGGACGGAAGUGGUUAUAUAGAUUUCCCUGAAUUUUUGGCUCUAAUGGCAAGAAGAGUAGACGAAGGCGAUAGCGAAGACGACAUUAGAGACGCCUUUAGAUUAUUUGAUAGAGAAGGAAAUGGUUACUUGGCUGUGGAGGAAAUAAAGCACGUUAUGCAAACUCUAGGAGAAUUAAUGAGCGAACUUGAAAUUAACGAAAUGCUCAGCGAAGCUAACGUUGAUUCAGAAGGGCAAGUUAAUUACGAAGGUAUAGCAUUAAUUUAUAGCUAUUACAUGUAUAUCUCUUAA
Molecule: messenger RNA, 484 nt
Organism: Dimorphilus gyrociliatus
Lineage: Eukaryota; Metazoa; Annelida; Polychaeta; Dinophilidae
Source: the annotation of a GenBank genome assembly